Aethina tumida (small hive beetle) is the source of this 970-nucleotide messenger RNA. RefSeq names its product electron transfer flavoprotein subunit beta (gene Etfb). Gene Ontology annotation, molecular function: electron transfer activity. The record is from RefSeq and is a predicted model, not a curated record. Gene Ontology annotation, cellular component: cytosol. NCBI's taxonomy places the organism in Eukaryota, Metazoa, Arthropoda, Insecta, Coleoptera, Nitidulidae. Bases 108 to 869 code for a protein of 253 amino acids. The transcript is spliced from 5 exons.
UUUCAAAGCGACUUGGCAACGAGGGUACAGCAAGUGGAAAACCAAAGUCCACUUAUCAAACUUUGUUAUUAGGCUUAUUUUAAUUUCUAGUCUUUUAAUUAGCAACCAUGGCCCGCGUUCUUGUUGGAGUUAAAAGAGUUAUCGAUUAUGCAGUUAAAAUUAGAGUUAAACCUGACAAAACUGGAGUGGUUACUGAUGGUGUUAAACACUCCAUGAACCCCUUCGACGAGAUCGCAGUAGAAGAAGCUGUCCGGCUAAAGGAGAAGAAAAUCGCAUCUGAAAUUAUUGCAGUAUCAUGUGGACCGGCCCAAUCCCAAGAAGUCCUUCGCACAGCUCUGGCCAUGGGUGUUGAUAAGGGUAUUCAUGUUGAAGUGACAGGUCCUGAUUAUGAAACUCUUCAGCCCAUCCAUGUGUCAAAGAUUUUAGCCAAAUUGGCUGAGAAGGAGAAAGCAGAUAUUGUUAUUGUGGGCAAACAAGCCAUUGAUGAUGAUUCAAAUCAAACAGCACAAAUGACUGCUGCCUUCCUUGAUUGGCCCCAAGCCACAUUUGCUUCCAAGAUUGAAAAGGGAGAUAAGGAUAUUACAGUAACCAGAGAAGUUGAUGGUGGGCUGGAAACUAUUAAAUGCAAACUGCCUGCAGUUAUCAGUGCAGACCUUCGCCUUAAUGAACCACGUUAUGCCACAUUACCAAACAUAAUGAAAGCAAAAAAGAAGCCAAUUGCAAAAAUGACGCCCAAGGAUUUGGGUGUGGACACAACAGCUAGAAUCCAAGUGGUCAGUGUUGAAGACCCACCAACUCGCCAAGCAGGCGCAAUUUUACCUGACGUUGACGCUCUUGUUGCUAAACUCAAGGAGGGGGGACAUGUUUAAAAUGUAAUUUUACAAGUUUUAGUUGUUAUCUGUUUUCUAUAAAGGUUUAUCUAUAAUUUUUAAGAAAACUUUCUACUGUCAAUAUAUUUUUACACUAUUAA